UUUGUUCAUUGGAACUAAAUUAGUCGACGGAUCAAUUAUACAAUUGAUUAUUAAUGAAUUUAGAAUAAAUUUAUUUACUAUUUAAAAAAUAUUAUCAAAUUUUUGAUAGAAAUUGAAUUGGACCAACAAUCUUUCAUUAAGAGCAAAUGAAUCGAAGGUAAAAACUUUAAAUUAACAAAAAUAUUUUCUUCACAAUCAUUUUCAUGGUGAAUCGCACGACAUUUGUCAUCAACCACCUCGUCGAGGUCACUUAGUUUAAUCGUUGUCUUAUUUUCGGAAGAAACCGCUUAUCCUUUACUUUGAACCACUAGACUGUAGGUCUUAAUAUCCUAAAUCUUUUCUUGUAUAAUCCCGAAGCAGUAAUUAAUUGAUCAGUAGAUUAAAUUUUCUCCUCUGGUGGAAUAUCUUAUUUCUAUUCCUCAUCUCUUCACAAACUGUUCGUCCAUCGGAUGAAAAGGUUGUUCGUGCAAAAUGAGUGAUUCAAAAGCUCUAGUUUUAGAUUUCGUGGAAAAACAAAGAAAACUGAUUAAAAUUGAAUACGAAGCCGAGAAGGAGAAAACAGAUCUCCAUAUAUUUGAUUUGGCUCGCCAAGGAGUUUGUAUUCUAAAUUUGCGAUGUCUAUCAACUGAAGUUGGUUUACUUGGUCGAUCGUUAAUUACUUUUACUCACAAUCGCUUUGAUAGAUCAUUACCUUCUCAUAAAAUUACCUGUGGUGAAAACGUUAAAAUCAGUAAAGGUUACAACAAAGAGUCUAUUGCUAAGGGUGUUGUUUCUAAACGCAAAUGAAAUCACUGUGACCAUAGAUGGAGAGUCGCAACUCUGUUUGAAUAACGAUUUUACUAAUUACUGUUUACUUAAAGAAUCGAUCGAUGUCACUUACAAAAGAUUAGAAAAGGCUUUGGAUAUGCUUCAAGACUGUUCUGUUGACGGGCGAGCGUGGACUUUGAUUGAUUUACUAAUUGGAUGUCGAUUACCAGGUAGCCUUAAAGAAAUUGAACCGUUUGAAUUUAUCAACCUUCGAUUGAACGAUUCUCAAAAGGAAGCCGUGACCUUUGCGCUGCAGUCAAAGAAUCUAUGUAUCAUCCAUGGUCCACCAGGAACGGGGAAAACUACCACUAUUGUUGAGGUCAUUCUUCAACUUGUGAAAAAAGGCCGUAAAGUGCUGGUCUGUGCUCCAUCUAACAUUGCCAUUGAUAAUCUGGUCGGAAGAUUAGCUUCAUUUGAUGCACGGAAUAUGAUUCGAUUAGGUGAUCCUGCACGAGCUUCGAGUGAAAUGCAAUGGUUUACUUUGGACGCAGUGAUAGAUCGUUCUUAUGAAAUGACAUUUGUCAACAAGAUCCGAAAUGAAAUUGUCAAAUUACGAAACUCUCGAGGUCGUUCUAAACAAGAUCUGAUCGAUAAUUUACUUGUUAAUUUGAAAACACAGGAAAGGAAAAUAUUAAAGCAAGCAUUAAGUAAUUGUGAUAUCGUCUUAUCAACUUUACUCAGCUCCUCAAGCGAUGGUCCUCUUCAAUAUUUAGAAGAUCAUGAAAACCACUUUGAUGUCCUCAUAAUCCACGAGUGUUCUCAAGCCACCGAAGUGGCCUGUUGGAUACCUUUAACUUUCGUUGAUAAGUGUAUUCUUUCUGGUGACCAUUAUCAACUUCCUCCGACAGUUAUUUCGCAAACUGCGGCUAAAGAAGGUCUCGAAGUAACUUUGAUGGAGAGACUUCUUUCCCGUUUUGACCACGAAAAUGUGGUUCGCAUGUUAACGGUACAAUAUCGAAUGCACCAGAAAAUAAUGGAAUGGUCUUCCAAAAGUUUCUACUCGAAUAAAUUAACUGCUCAUCAUUCGGUGAAAAAUCAAUCAAUGUCCAAGAUCAGUAAUUUAACUGAUUGUCCACCCUUAUUGUUGAUCGACACCGCAGGUUGUGAUAUGCCAGAACUUGACCAUACUUCGAAGGAAUCCAAGGGAAAUGAAUACGAAGCCAGCAUUGCAGCUCUUUAUGUCAACUAUUUAAUAAUUAGAGGUGUUGAACCAGAGUCCAUUGGUAUAAUUACUCCGUACAAUUUGCAGAUUGAAUUGAUCAAAUUACGAUUGAAUCGUAAACAUCCCGGUGUUGAGGUAGGUUUAGUCGACGGGUUUCAAGGUCGAGAAAAAGAGGUCAUUAUUUUAUCACUUGUUCGGUCAAACAGAAAUAAAUCAACUGGAUUUUUAUGUGAAUAUCGAUGGAUUAAUGUGGCCGUAACUCGAGCCAAGAAACACCUUGUUGUCAUUUGCGAUUCCGACACUGUCUCAGCAGAAACGCACAUCUCAUCAUUAAUUGAUCAUCUCAAAGCUAACGGUAAAGUAAAAUCAGGUAGUGAAUAUUCAAAGUAUAUGAGACCACGAAAUUAUCAAAAUCCCAUUAGAAAACGAUCAAGGUUCAAUUGAAUAAAUCAAAUUCAGAGUAUUUCCACCACACUGAGCAUUUUGUAUAAUCUUACAAUUUUUGUUAAUUCAA
This is a messenger RNA of Panonychus citri (citrus red mite), 2483 nucleotides long. RefSeq names its product DNA-binding protein SMUBP-2-like. The record is from RefSeq and is a predicted model, not a curated record. Bases 905 to 2413 code for a protein of 502 amino acids. Gene Ontology annotation, molecular function: 5'-3' DNA helicase activity; ATP binding; DNA binding. The transcript is spliced from 2 exons. NCBI's taxonomy places the organism in Eukaryota, Metazoa, Arthropoda, Arachnida, Trombidiformes, Tetranychidae.